Syngnathus acus (greater pipefish) is the source of this 1920-nucleotide messenger RNA. RefSeq names its product G2/mitotic-specific cyclin-B2-like. The coding region runs from base 348 to 1277 and encodes 309 amino acids. Lineage: Eukaryota; Metazoa; Chordata; Actinopteri; Syngnathiformes; Syngnathidae. Gene Ontology annotation, molecular function: cyclin-dependent protein serine/threonine kinase regulator activity. The transcript is spliced from 8 exons. The record is from RefSeq and is a predicted model, not a curated record. Gene Ontology annotation, cellular component: cyclin-dependent protein kinase holoenzyme complex; nucleus; cytoplasm. Gene Ontology annotation, biological process: mitotic cell cycle phase transition; regulation of cyclin-dependent protein serine/threonine kinase activity.
AAAGCUUUGAAGUGAAAUAAUGACGUUUCUUACUUAUAAGGGGGAAGUAUAAGGGUUAAUCUAACCUAUUAGAAAAGUUUAUGUUGAUGUCUUAGCCAAUCAGAUGGCGUGUUGGACGUAUGACGCACUUUCAGUCAACUAGAAUCUCGUCAAAAGUAAAUUCGAGAUGGCACGGACGUCUGGGUGUGCUCUAGGAGAGAUUAUCAACUGUGCUGGGCGCAUCACUUGUCACAAAGAGGAGGGAACAAGGCAAAGCUGUUAAACUGGUCCAGCAGCUGCCUUUGGUCAAAGGCCAAGAAGCAGCAAGUCCAUUUUCUCUGCUGUCAGAGGCAUCAGCUGAUAGGUCCAUGAAGGAGAACGAGGAGGUGCGACUGUGCCAGGUUUUCGCCAACGCACAGCUCUCAGUCAAGGAUGUAGAUGAGGAAUAUGAUGACAUGCCCCUGCUGUGCUCGGGAUUUGUGAAGGACAUCUACAAAUAUCUGCACCAAUUGGAGGUAGAGCAGCCCAUACGUGGCAAUUACAUGCAGGGUUAUGAAAUCAAUGCCCGCAUGCGAGCGCUUCUCAUCGACUGGAUGGUCCAGGUUCAUUCCACAUUCAAUCUGCUGCAAGAAACCUUGUAUCUCUCUGUUGCCGUCCUUGACCGGUUUCUCCAGGUCCAGCCAGUUUCUCGUCAAAAGCUGCAACUUGUCGGUGUGACUGCAAUGCUGGUUGCCUCAAAGUAUGAGGAGUUGUCUCCUCCGAUCGUGGGAGACUUUGCCUACAUCACGGACAGCGCGUUCACCAAUGCUCAGAUUUUGGAGAUGGAGCAACUGGUUCUGAAGACUCUUAACUUUCAACUCGGUCGUCCUCUUCCAUUACACUUCCUCAGGAGAGCUUCAAAACUGGCUAAUCGUCCUUGGGCACUCGUCACCACCCAGUGUGACACGGAAAGGCACAUGCUGGCCAAAUAUCUGAUGGAGCUGACCCUCAUUGAUUACGAAAUGGUGCAUUAUCGCCCAUCUGAGAUUGCUGCUGCGGCUCUGUGCCUCUCUCAGCUGCUGCUGAAUGGACUGCCUUGGUCACCCACACAAGAACACUACUCGACGUAUGACGAGGCCCACCUGAAGCCCAUCAUGCAGCACAUGGCCAAAAAUGUUGUGAAGGUAAAUGGCGGCAAAACUAAGUUCAAGGCUGUCAGGAACAAGUAUUCAAGCAGCAAGUUGAUGAAGAUCAGCCUCAUUCCGCAGCUCAAGUCAUCACUAAUCAGCAACAUGGCAGCUGCUCUCACUGCUCCUUAAACUCAGCAUUUUUUUUUUUUCCAAUCUUCCACUUCUGCACUUGAUUUUAGAUUACUGGUUCUAGGCUGAGAAUUUCUUGUGUAUGUUUUAUUCCAAAAUUGGUUAUUAAUAAGCUGAAACUUUAUUGCUUAAAAUCUUUUCCCUGUUGGGGAAAUUUCUAGUCUGUCCUGGUAUGCUUAUGCUUAUUGCUUGAAACAAACUCCCUUAAGAUUAUUCUUUUCAGAAUGUCAGGUCAAUACAAUUUUUUUGUUUGGGGAAAGUCUCACAACAAAGCUCAGCGACAUAGUGAAUGUUUGGAUUUUAUUUGUCCUAAAUGCCUUGUUUGUCCACAUUGUGAAAAGCUGAAUAUAAAUUUUUUUCUGGAGGUCUUAAAAAGUUACAGAUUAUAAAUUGAAAUCAACUUUCAGUUUGAUUUCAACAACUAAUUUUGAAUUCUUUGUUUGUUCUUGAGCUAAUGUCUGGUAGAGUUGUUUUCACUGCAUGCUGUUGUAAACUGACUGUUUCAUUGACAUUUUCUGCACUUUUUUUGAAUGAAGUGAUUUGAAAAAUAUAAUCAGUUUAUUAAAGUGAUUCUGGUAAAUAUAGUUCGGUCGAAAUGAACGAGACAGUCUGUAGAUAAUCUGAAUUAAUUGAAGCGGACUCU